AUGGACGGAGCUGACUGCUUCUUUGCGGCCCAGUCGCGCAUCGGACGCCCUCGGAAGGGUCCGGCAGAGCAUGGCCUCAAUCACCCCCGCCCCACCUCGGACGCUUCUACGGGCAGCCCCCGUAAGGCGCAAUGCAACUAUGAUCUGCGGACCUCGACCCCUGCGCCAGGCACUCCAGAGCCACCUUCGGUAAAAGAGCCAGCCCUGACGGCCGCGCCGGCGAAUACGCCACUGCCUAUGGAUGCACCUCCGCCUGCCAAUCAGGAGAUGGCCGCACCGUCGUCCCUCUCGGAUCUGUCGCUCGCUGUCUUUUUGGAAUCACUCUACACGCUCGAAAUCGCACCGGCCGAUGGCCUGACACCUAAUAUGCUUUCUACGGCGCCCGUCAACAGCGAGGGAUGGGGCGGCGUCUCUGCAUCCGACACCAUGAACGGCAUUGCCCAGCUCCACGAAACAUCUGGCCCAAGGCCGGCGUCGUCGCCCGGUGCCGAGUACGCCGAAAGUGCGUUUCUCCAGGACGACCUUGUCUACUCCUCAGGGUUCUGA
Molecule: messenger RNA, 546 nt
Organism: Malassezia japonica
Lineage: Eukaryota; Fungi; Basidiomycota; Malasseziomycetes; Malasseziales; Malasseziaceae
Exons: 3
Coding region: 1-546 (181 amino acids)
Source: RefSeq, a predicted model, not a curated record